AUGUCGUUUCUUAGUUUAAUUUUAGUAUCAUUGUGUGUAGGAGCUAGCUAUGGAGUCGUCUACGAUUAUUAUACGGCUGAACCCGUAUCCACAACACAAUUAAGGUUCUAUGAAACCGAAGGUGUGACUGAUACUUGUACCAUCGACAUCCAACCUUGCUCUGCUAACGAACCCAGGCGUGCUGAUGGAUCAUGUGUCAGUCUGAAGAAACCUGGAAAAGGAACAUACUUCACCCCGGUGAAGAGGUUACUGCCUGCCCAUUACCAUAACGAAUACUUCGCAAGAUUAUCACAAUCUGGUGAUGAACUGCCUCUAGCUAGAACUGUCCGUCUCAACCUGGUUAACGAAGGAAAAUCAUCCAAUCUGGAUUUCAACCAUCACUAUACUGGUUUCGCUACAUUCUUAUUUAGUGACAUUGGAUCCGUUCAUGAUGCUGAAAAUAUGUUGCUUAAGACCACAUACUGUUGUGAGGAGGAACACUGGAACGACUAUGAAUGUACGCCCAACUUCUUGACUGCUGACGACCCUGUGCACAGGUUUACAGGCAUCAAGUGCAUGAACAGCACCAGACCUUUGACUUACCAGGUUUACAAGUGUACUAAGGAUACUGUGCCUGCUCCUCUGAAAAAGGCAACUACCUUGUUUGAUUUGUCCCAACUAUACAAUGCGAACAACAAAGGUGAUAAAGCCGUCAGAUCUUUCGUCAAUGGACAAUUAGCAGUAGACAUAGAAGAUGGUCACGCGUACCCACCUAGCAGUCCAGACGCAGUCUGCCCUAACAACCAAGGCAACGAAACUAGAUGCUUUGCCAACUACUUCAACAACUUGCUGCCAAACACACUGUACGUGAUCUGGUUUGUACGUCACCACAACUACAUAGCCAGCCAACUAGCUGAACUCAACCCAUGCUGGAGUGACGAAAAACUGUUCACGGUUGCUAAAGACAUCAACAUUGCUUAUUAUCUACAAAUUUUCUUAUACGAAUGGUUGCCACUUCUUGAAGGUCGCGACAAUCUCAUUAACGCUGGUAUUAUAAACAAACGUGACGGAUUCAGGGACUUAUAUAAUGAAGAUGAGGUUCCUGAAGUAACAUUGGAAUUUUCUUACACCAUGCGUUGGUUCCACUUGAUGCAGCCCACUACCGCGAAGUUGUAUGACAGACAUGGUAACUUUAUCAAGGACUACCCAAUACUGAAUGCUACCUUCCACACCGGACUGGUAACACUAGGUGACAACAUUGAGUACUAUACUCAGAGUAUGAUCAGAGCUGGAUGCCGCGCUUACGAUAGCACCGUUGAUUACGAUAUGGCCCAUCACGCUUUCCCUGGUGUACAACUAAGCCUUGACGCUCCAGCUGGAGAUUUGAACAAAGGUCGUAACCUCGGUAUUGCUCCUUACGUCGACUAUAUCAAACACUUCACUGGCAUCGACAUCAAAUGCUUCGACGAUUUGGCUCCAUUCAUUCCACCGGGCAAAAUUCACCUAUUGAAACAAGUGUACGGUGAUGUGAGAGAUGUAGACUUAUUAGCUGGUCUUUGGAUUGAAAAGAUGAUGGAAGGUGGUCGCAUUCCUCUUAUCCUCGCCAGUAUCUUCAAUGACAAUAUCCUUAGGGCUCUGAAGAGUGACAGACAUUGGUAUGAAAGACAAAACAGGCCUGAUGCCUUCACCCGAGGUCAACUCAAGGAGAUCAGGAAAGCGUCUAUAGCUCGUGUGCUCUGCGAUGUCGGUGACGGCAUCUAUGAAGUCCCCAAAAACGCCAUCUAUAACAUUUCACCAAAGAACCCAUUGGUUAGUUGCGAUAAAAUCAAGGGUAUGGACUUCCGUGCUUGGGCCGAUGAUACAUGCCAAAGCAGUUAA
Messenger RNA from Spodoptera littoralis (African cotton leafworm), 1857 nucleotides. The record is from the annotation of a GenBank genome assembly. Lineage: Eukaryota; Metazoa; Arthropoda; Insecta; Lepidoptera; Noctuidae.